ACGUAAAUGAAUUAUUAAUAAUGCUUUCAUGUACAAAGACUUUUGUAACAACCUUGUAGAGAAUCAAAUCAAAAUUUGCCAAAAAAAUAAUUUUAAUCAGCUAAUAUUUUUUUCUCUGCAAUGAAUAUAACACUGCCUUAUAUGAAACAGGAAUAUUCUUUAAUUUGAUUUUCGAGGAAUUUUAACUAAAAACAAUGUUAUUUUUUUAUACACUUUUUUUAAAAUUCAAUGCGGCCUUAGCGAAAGGUUUCCCAUAUUUCCAUUGAAACAGGAAAACAGAUUUUCUUCGAAUUUCAUCUGGUUAAACGCAUUCGUACCCUCCUACGUACAAUCAGGCCCUUUAUCGCAUUGUCCCUUCUAUCUCGUGUUAGGCUUUGAGUUUAUUCCCACCAUUCGAAAGAGGAUAACCAGCUGAGCCCUUAGCUUUCUCCUCAAGCUUUUGAAGAGCCCUUGCUAUUUAGGACACGAUAAUUGGGCACAAUGAUAGAACCCUCUCGGCGUUCUUAGUCCAUUACAUCUUCAUUGAAUUUAGAAUGUAAUUGCAAAGCUUGAGUAACGAACCGUAUAACAAAAGAUUGUUAAUUAAUUGGAUUGUUUAAAAUUCGUAUGAAUGUGUAAUGGAUUGAUUUAGCCCAAAGAUUCUGUCGGUGCUGAAAAGUGAUUGUUUUUCAGGUAAGCGCCGCACGUACUAGGCAACUUAAGGACCAAAUAAAAAUAAACGUACUCUUUUACAUACUUUAUAUUCAUCGCUAUCGACACGGCCUACUCUACGCUUCUUGUGUCCACAUAUCAUUCGCGUUAAAUGUAAAAAAAAACUGAGAAAAAAUGAUACAUUUAUUACUAUAAGAUAUUUAAAAUAAAAAGCAUAUAUAUUUUUAAAAAUAUGCGUAUGGAAAUGGAGAAGAAAGUUGACUUUUGUAUAGGACAAUACGCUCGCUAUUAAUGUCAAUUAUUAUGAAAUCGCUUCAACGCUUAUAUUCGUGGUCCAUUUUAUAGUAAAUACGAGAUAUAAAAACAUAAAAUAAUUUUACAACAAAUUUACUUACACAAAAGUUUAAAGAAAAAGAACGAAUAUUUUUGACAAAAGGGAAAGGAAAGAUUCCUCGACAGACUUAAAAUCCUGAGCAUCUGUUGAUAAGAGAUGAGGGAUAUUAUGGGAUGGAUGAUACGAGAGUCGACGGAAUGGAGUGUCUAGCAUGCAGGCGGCUCUGUAUAUACGAGAAAAACAAAAGCAGAGACAGAAGAAGUACCGGAGAGGAAGAUUCGAACUUCCAAGCCAUGUGGCCACCAAGGAGAUCGCACCUUUUCCAGUCUACCCUCCGACCCAAUGGGGAAAAGCUGCAGCAGCCUGGGCAGAAAGAGAUAGACGAGCAUCAGAAGCAGCGGUUAGCCACAGGGCAAGACAUCAUGACCCACAUAGAAGAUGGAUAUCAAGAAAUAGAAUUCAUGAUUCUUCAUAUGGGGGAAGUAGCUCUGAGGAGGAAGAAGGACCAGGUUUGUAUGGACAUCAAAGCGCUGCAGCAAACGCUCUCCUUUAUGUUGGUUUGGGGACAGUUGCAAUCGGCCUGGUCAUAGCCUUCGUUGGUACUGGUGAAAAAGGUUUUAAAACAUUAGAACUAAGGCUUAUUGGGCCAACACUGAUAGCUGGUGGCCUUUUGUGCUGUCUCCUUCGUAUAUUACUCUGCGUCUGUCCUACAAGAUGUUUGAAGCGUAAAUUCAGACAACGUAGGAAAAAGCGACAUAUAUCCGCUGAGUUAAAUAGACAUUUUGAUAAAAACGAUUAUUACCGACACUUGCCUUUCAAUGCAAGAACCGCUGAAGAUUUCAUGCUCAUGGAGCAGACCAAUAAGAAGACAAAGAAGAGAGUCUCAAUUCUACCGGCUGUGGCAUCAACGUCCGAAAGAAGGGAAAUACCAAAGAUAAUGUUGCCCAAUAUUGAACAGUCUCCAGCAAAAGAAGGAAAUCUCAUCGAAUUGAAGCCCAUACAGGGAGGGAGCUUUGAAGACCUUCCAAGUAUUAGCAGUGAUGACAGUUUCAACUUAGAUCAGAGCCUUGCACUUUUUGACAGCAAAGGAGGAGCUAAUUCAACCGAACGAUUAGCUCGACUCAAAUCAACACUUACCUUUGGUGAUUCUCUUGAUGCAGGGGACUUCAACACGAGAGAUCAUGUUGUUUCACGAAUAGAUGAGGAAGACUCUGAACAUAUGGACUUUUAUUCUAAUCAAGGUAAUUUGAAUUCACCACUACUAUUUCAACAUCAAAACGACAGUGAGCAAGAAGCAAAAGAACUUGUACUAAGUCCUUCUAAUCUUCAAAAUGAUUAAUUUCAGGUUAUGUCAAUACAUUUGGACAGAAAUUUAAUUAAUUAUUUAUAUUUUAAAUUUAUAUUUUUUAAUUCUAUUUAAAACUGAACAUAAAUGAAAGUUUAGUCUUCCAUAUUUUAUGUGUACAUCUUCCAAAAUAUUUUAAAUUACUUAUUAAGUUAACGCCUUUCAAAACAUUUUAUAAGAAAUCACCCACGUCCAAAUGAAUUGUUUAAACAAUAAAAUAAGUCAGACAAAUAUGGAAAAUGCAGUUGAUACAAUUGUGAAUAAUACAUUACUGAAAUGUUUAGUACUCAUUGAAGCAAAUGGAAAAAUUACAUCAAUCUUUAUUUUGAGUAAUAUAUUUUUGUAUGAAAAAAUUCCCAAUUUCUUAUCAUUUUCUUUUGUUUAAUCGCCUGUCGCCAUUUUCAUUUUCAUCUAGCCUUGGGUAAUUAUUAAUAUAACAUAAUUUCAGUUAGAUAUUUUGUUUGCACUUUUAAAAAUCAUGGUUUUUUCCUAAAUGCUUAGGGUGUGAACAGUAUAUAUUUUUAUAAUCAUUCAUAUUAGCUAAACAUUUGACAAUUGUUCACUUUCAUUUUUAAACAGACAAAUUAAAAAUCACUCGCAAUUUUAAAAAAAU
Molecule: messenger RNA, 2943 nt
Organism: Cimex lectularius (bed bug)
Lineage: Eukaryota; Metazoa; Arthropoda; Insecta; Hemiptera; Cimicidae
Exons: 3
Coding region: 1197-2324 (375 amino acids)
Source: RefSeq, a predicted model, not a curated record